Messenger RNA from Solanum tuberosum (potato), 804 nucleotides. Its product is annotated as protein EARLY FLOWERING 4-like. Gene Ontology annotation, cellular component: nucleus. The coding region runs from base 306 to 689 and encodes 127 amino acids. Lineage: Eukaryota; Viridiplantae; Streptophyta; Magnoliopsida; Solanales; Solanaceae. The record is from RefSeq and is a predicted model, not a curated record. The transcript has a single exon. Gene Ontology annotation, biological process: entrainment of circadian clock; positive regulation of circadian rhythm.
UAAUAAGAUAUUUUUGGCCAAAACUUACCCGAAUUCUCUUCCUCUGCGCGUGGCCAGCAAUCCUUCACCUUCUUUCUAAUUUCUCUCCUUUAGGCCAAAUCAAGGAUGUCGCGUGAAUGAGCACAGCCAAGCCAAAUCAUGGUUAGUCAUCUCUGUGAGCUGCAACAACCACAACCAAAUGAAGAAAAUAUCUAAUCUGCACAAGAUAUGUAUGCACCUCACCUCCCCAGAGACUAGAGAGAGUGUGUGUUUCUCUCAUGUCAGAAAUAAACGUUUCAUUAUAUGAUUGAAUCGACAUCAGCAACAUGGAAGACACCUUUAAGCGCCAUCGUCAAACCCUAGCCAAACCUAAAUCCCUCACCACUAACGACCGCCGGCGCCCUCAUGACAACGGAGACCUUAGUAUAGAGGAAGGCAACUCCGAGAUGUGGAACAACUUCUCCAACAGAUUCCGGCAGGUGCAAUCGGUGUUGGAUCGGAACAGAUCGCUGAUACAGCAAGUCAACGAAAACCAUCAGUCCAGAACCAACGACAAUAUGGUGCAGAACGUGAGCCUCAUUCAGGAGCUUAAUGGCAACAUUUCUAAAGUUGUUUCUCUCUAUUCUGAUAUUUCCACCAAUUUUUCAACCAUGUUUGGUCAAGAACACGACGCCAUUGGAGACGAAACCAACAACCGGAGACACCACUGAUGCUUCUCUUAAUUUUAUUUUAUCUUCUCCGAUCUACGUACCAUUAAUAGUUUUUAAAAGUUGAUGUUGUUCAUACUCUUAUCGAAAUGAAAGCAUAGUCGAAUUUAUGCGUGUG